CAUCGAGCUUCCCGUCCUUCCUCUCCCUUUCCGUCGUCUCUGCGGCGAGCGAUUAAUCCCACCGCCCUCUCGAUCCCAAAUCAUUGAUUGAUCAUCGAUUCCUUCUCCGUCUUCUUCUUCUUCUUCUUCGAUCACGAGAGAAGAGGAGGAAGAUCUGGUUUUUCGUAGCGACAGAGGAGGAGGAGGAGAAGAGGGCGCGAUUUGUUGUUGACAUCGAAAAGAGGAAUGGCGUAUAGGGCGGACGAGGAUUACGAUUACCUGUUCAAGGUGGUGGUGAUAGGGGACUCCGGGGUGGGGAAGACGAACCUGCUCUCUCGAUUCUCCCGCAACGAGUUCAGCACCGAGUCGAAGUCCACCAUCGGCGUCGAGUUCGCCACCCGUACCAUCUGCGUCGACGACAAGCUCGUCAAGGCACAGAUCUGGGAUACCGCCGGACAGGAAAGGUAUCGUGCAAUUACUAGUGCUUAUUAUCGAGGAGCUGCUGGUGCCCUUAUUGUCUACGACGUGACUCGUCAUAUCACCUUUGAGAAUGUGGAGAGAUGGCUGAAGGAACUCAAGAAUCACACAGAUCAAAAUAUAGUCAUCAUGCUCGUGGGCAACAAGGCAGACUUGCGCCACAUUAGGUCCGUCCCUCUAGAAGAUGCACAGGCCUUUGCUCAAAGAGAGAAGGCUUUCUUCGUAGAGACCUCAGCCCUUGAGUCCAUGAACGUAGAUAAUGCCUUCACUGAAGUGCUCACUCAGAUCUACCAUGUGGUCAGCAAGAAGAUGCUUGAUGCCAGUGACGAUACUUCAACUGUGCCUAAAGGGCAGAAUAUUAAGAUAGGGGAGGGUGACGAAGCCUUAAAGAAUGCGGGUUGCUGCUCGGCUGGCUGAUCUGUUUCUUACCGUUUUCAUGAUCUUUAUCAGUGUGCUGCUUGGCAUUUUUCGUGAGACUCAAGAUAGUAAAAUUUUUGAAUGCAUGAUUCUGAAAACAUGAAGCACCACAUGAAGUUUUAUAGCUGACUUAAAAGAGGAUGAACAUCUGCAUUCUGGUUACAAACAUGUUUUCUCGUCUCACUUGACAACAAA
This is a messenger RNA of Zingiber officinale, 1068 nucleotides long. Its product is annotated as ras-related protein RABA1f-like. Gene Ontology annotation, molecular function: GTPase activity; GTP binding. Gene Ontology annotation, cellular component: endosome. The coding region runs from base 226 to 873 and encodes 215 amino acids. The record is from RefSeq and is a predicted model, not a curated record. The transcript has 2 exons. Lineage: Eukaryota; Viridiplantae; Streptophyta; Magnoliopsida; Zingiberales; Zingiberaceae.